Mycetomoellerius zeteki is the source of this 2739-nucleotide messenger RNA. RefSeq names its product homeobox protein aristaless. The coding region runs from base 1060 to 2214 and encodes 384 amino acids. NCBI's taxonomy places the organism in Eukaryota, Metazoa, Arthropoda, Insecta, Hymenoptera, Formicidae. The transcript has 4 exons. The record is from RefSeq and is a predicted model, not a curated record. Gene Ontology annotation, biological process: regulation of transcription by RNA polymerase II. Gene Ontology annotation, molecular function: DNA-binding transcription factor activity, RNA polymerase II-specific; RNA polymerase II transcription regulatory region sequence-specific DNA binding.
AACUUUUCCGCGACGUCAGUCCACGAUUGCUAUAACGCUCUUCUGAUAACAAUUAAUGUGAUAAAGCGCUUCCGGUCAGAGUUGAUAAAAAGCAACUCGAUGAUCCGUCCGGGGGUAUUAUCGAAUGGCGAGAACGAUUAUUUUCGCCUGAAAACGGAAGUGCGAAGCGACUACUAACUAGGUCCAAUAGUGGAAUGAUUGGCUCAUGAAGGAGAGAUUUUCUAGAUCAUGAGGAAACGAUUCGUCGCGUGGUAGCGCGAAUCACGGGGGACAUCAGUGCAACGUCAGAAGGCUGAUCAUCAAACACUCGAAGCUAAUCGAUCUCCGAGAUCACGAAAAGAAAAAAGUGCAAUCGAUAACGUGUGAUAUGUGAUCAUUGUGUCCGCUAAUAGAAAAAGACUAUUCAGUUAGAAACCAAGUUAUCGUUGAAUUCCCAGAGAUAUCGUGGCUUGACGACAACUUAACUAACGACGGUCUGCUAUCUGGGUGCAACAUAUUCGCAAUUGUUACGACGUGUGUGAUUCAAAUGAAAAAGUAGCAGAUAAACGAGCAGCUUUUUUAAAAAUGAGCGAAACUGAGUUCGCGUGACAGGUUUCAAUAGAGUUAUCGAAGUUGACAGAAAGUUGACAAUGAAAUUAAGUUGUCGUUAAGUUGACAUUGGAGGAAGGGGGAAUUAACAAGAACCCUGCAGUGUUUUGAAAGAAAAUAGAUAUAAAAAAGUAAAUGUGGAGAACGACGUAUUAAAGUGACCUACGAUUUUGUUAUCGAGUCCGUCCAAUUGAAGCUGCAAAUUAGAUUUUACUCUUUCGAGUAUUACGCAUUGAAUAUCGUCGAACUCGACGAUCAAAAUUGAAAAGACUAAUAGGUGUGAGGAAACUGAAGCUUUUCUCGCGGAUAACAUUAAUUUGUUAUUCGUUAAUGAAGUCACGAGGUCGAAGAUGCGGACGACAACGUCGACGACGGAGACGACACGAUCUCGAUGUGUACGGUGAGAGGACGUGAAAUGCCAAUUCCUUCCCCCGUUCGCUCCUGUUCGUGAAAAUAGUGCGACAAUCAACGAUGGAUCUCAGCACGACGCCUAGAAGGACUACGGAAGGCGUCGGUGAUCUACAGAAGACCAGAGUAGCAAAGAGUGUCUUCAGCAUCCGCAGCCUUGUCGACGUCGAGGAAACGGAGCUACCCACGCAGGAUGACGAGCGCCCGCUAAAUCAUUCGUCGCGAGGAGGCAGCGAGCAGGCCGUCCCGCAGACGAGUCCUGCGAGCAGCACGAGCAACUCGAGCCAGGUGACUCAGGUGAGCCAGCAGGUGAGCCAGCAGUCUCACCCGCAGUCUCACCAGCAAUCAGCGCCAGCGUCAACGACGACGACGACAACACCUCAGUCCACUCAAAUGGGUAUCUCUACCGAGGAGGUAAGGCCCGAGGAAGAGGGCACCCACCCGAGAGCGGCGCCGACCAGCCCCGAAAGCGAAGCGGAGGCGGACGACUUUGCGCCCAAGAGAAAGCAACGUCGCUACAGAACGACUUUUACCAGCUUUCAGUUGGAGGAGCUUGAAAAGGCCUUCUCCAGGACGCAUUAUCCGGACGUGUUUACGAGGGAGGAGCUCGCCAUGAAGAUCGGCCUGACGGAGGCACGGAUACAGGUCUGGUUCCAGAACCGGCGGGCCAAGUGGCGUAAACAGGAGAAGGUCGGGCCCCAGGCACAUCCCUACACACCGUACCCACCACCGUCGGCGGUCGUGGCGCCGACCUUGCCGAACCCCUUCGCCCACCUGGUCAACUUCCCCCACAGGAAGCCUUUCGACGCCUUUCGCUAUCCGCCGUUGGGUCAUGGCCCGGUCCUCCCCGGUAGUUACGCUGCUCAUCCCUAUCAUCGGGCCCCGCCACCGCUGCUGUCUCCCGGCAUGCCCCUGCCGUACGCAUCCCCCUUUCAGAAUUUGCUAGCGAACAUAUCGGCGGCGCGGCCGAAGUUGGUGCGUGGUUCGCCACCCCCGCCCCCGCCACCUGCCUCCGCGAUAGCUCUGUCGCAUUCCCCAGUGGCACCCCCACCCCCACCACCACCAACAGCCACCUCGCCGCAGAGCUCACCUACAGGUAGCGUGGGAUUACCGGACAUUGACAGGAGGACCAACAGCAUCGCCUCGUUGAGACUUAAAGCCCGCGAGUACGAGAUGCAUCUGGAGAUGUUACGUAAGAACGGCGAUCUCAUAAGUUGAAACGCUGCUGAUCGAAUGUGGCAGACAACGAGCGCGAGUCUGUCCUGAAUCGAUUCGAUAGUCAUGGAUCGAUAAAUUGGAUAGACAUUCUUCCGCACGGAGAAUGUCAGCAGGUUGAGUCAAGUGAAUGAACUCAUGAAAUUCUUAAACAUUUAAAUCAGUGUUUGCCCAACGUGACGUAUCUCAACCAAAUAUCAAAAUACUUAAUCGAAUGCUGCAACAAAUAGCGAUUGUGAUGUUUAACUACUUAUGGCGAUUUUAGAUUGUGUAACGUCGCAUUGGUCAGACUAUGAUUCGAGUAUUGUUGAUCGAUCCAUUGAUAAUCGUGACGAACUUAGGAAAAUGUGUGAUCGAGUUUCGUGGUAAACUGUAUGUAGCAAGUGCUAGUACGUUUGUUGAGCAGGUCAGAUUCUGUAUCUGAAAAGAUGGAAUGUGAAAGGCAUGUGAUAAGUUCCAUUUUCCAUCAAAUAAUCUAUCAUCAAAUUCGUAAUGAUUUCAAUAUGUUUACUUUCUGUAUGUUUUGCA